CGCGCAGGUUAUCGUGACGUCACAGAAAGAACUCGAUUUCGUAGAACUUAUAAGUCCAAGAAAUCAUUUUGUGGGUUUAGUAGCAGUGGUGAGUGAAACUGAGUAGUUAUUUUCAGCGAUUGUUAUCGAUUUUGACAACAAUGUUUCAGCGACCUUGUCGAGUUCAUCCGUUGACGGAGAGUCAGGUGUGUGAUCUCAACACACCCCCAAACCCCAGCAGCAGCACAGAGGAACAACAUCCUCAUGAGAGCACUGCUGAUGCUGCUGAGGGAAACGACGAGGAGAGGAAGGUUAUGGAGAAAGGGAAGAAGAAAAAGAAGUGGUGGAGGUUGUCUUCUUUGUUUGGAGCUGUGAAGAAACAUCUGAAGCGCAGCUCGAACCCAGUUCAGGGUGAAGUAGAGCUGCAGCAAGAGCAAGAGCAGAGUGAGGGAGUGAAGAACCAGAACCAGUGUAAAGACAGAUGCAGUGAUGACUACACUGUCAGACACAACCUCGUGAGUGAUCAGCUGUGUGAAGGUGGAUUUGACGCUGAGGCGACACGUUUGAAGGAUGACCCUGAACUUGGAUCUCCACAACGUCUUCCAGAGGAGAAUGAUCUCAACAUCCUGGCAAACAGAGGCCCAGAUAGCCACGGAUGUGAUCUCAGCACCCCCCCAAACCCCAGCAGCAGCACAGAGGAACAACAUCCUCAUGAGAGCACUGCUGAUGCUGCUGAGGGAAACGACCAGGAGAGGAAGGUGAUGGAGAAAGAGAAGAAGAAAAAGAAGUGGUGGAGGGUGGCCUCUUUCUACGGAGCUGUGAAGAAACAUCUGAAGCGCAGCUCGAACCCAGUUCAGGGUGAAGAAGAGCUGAAGCAAGAGCAAGAGCAGCAGAGAGAGAAAGUGAAGAACCAGAAAGAACAGAAAGCCAGAUGCAGUGAUGACUUCAUUUCCAGCCACUACCAGCUGGGUGAUCUGCUGGGUGAAGGUGGAUUUGGUUCUGUGUAUGAGGCGAGACGUUUGGAGGAUGACCUUAAAGUGGCGGUCAAAUAUGUUAAUAAGACCGAAACCUACAGGCCAAGUUUAUACAUUCCUGGAUAUCAGCAACAUGUUCCACUGGAGAUCGCUCUCACAAUCCUGGCUAAUAAAGGCCCCAGAGUGCCAGAGAUCAUCCAGCUGCUGGACUGGAAGGACUACAGUGACCAUUUCGUCAUGAUCCUUGAAUGUCCCUCUCCUUGCGAGACUUUGGAAGACUUUGUGGGGCGUCAGGGUGGACGUCUCAACGAGAGCUUAGCACGGCGAGUCAUGAUGCAGGUGACUAAAGCUGCGAACGUGUGCUGCCAGCGCCAAGUGUUCCACCGUGACAUCAAACUGAGCAACCUUCUCAUCAACAACCAGACACUUGAAGUCAAACUAAUUGACUUUGGGUGUGGGGACAUUCUGAGGACAACUGUCUACAUGUCAUACUCUGGCACAGCAACAUACGUCCCUCCUGAGUUUCACAUAAAGGGAAAGUACCACGGCAAGCCUGCGACGGUUUGGUCACUGGGGGUUCUGUUAUUUAAAAUAGUGGCCGGAUAUUAUCCAAGUUUCUUAGAUCUGCACAUGCUCAAACUGCAUCUCUGGUCCAAAACUGGUCUGUCAAAUGAAUGCUGCAGAUUGCUCCGCGCUCUCCUGCAAAUAAAGCCAAAGAACCGAAUUCAGCUGGAGGAAAUCCUUUCCCACAAGUGGUUUACGGCCACCACAUAAGACCACCUCAGAAGUUGUUGUAUCUUCAGCUCUCCAAUGGUUCCUGCAAUAGUUGCAGCAGUAUCAGAGGCCCAGUCUACAACGUCUGUCCCCUGCAGUCCAAAACAUCCCAGAAAAGCUGUUUUAAACUAGAAUAUAUAUUAAGUUAAAAUGUUAUUGUCACCUUAACGUUUUAAUUGAUUAACGGCAACAAUUAUUUUAUCGCGCGUUAACAGUUGUUUGUUAAUAUGAAAGUCCAUCGCUCACUGGCUCUGAAUACACAUACAGUCAAAGCAUGGGUCACAGGAGGAGUGGGAUGUUGAUCAGUACUGACUUGGGAUGGGUGUCAUCACGUGUCUCAACCAAUGAGAGCAUUUGUGGUGGGCCUAAGACUGCAGCAGCUCACAUGAAGUGCUCGGGACUUCAUAAGUGGGAAACCCAAAGUUUCUGUUAACACGUAAAGGCAGCAGAGAAGCGCUCUCGCUCAACACAGUGGAGUGCAUCGAUUUGUUUUAAGUCUUUUGUGAAGCGGUAAAACACGGCCCUCUCACAAUACACAGAAAUCUGCUGAAAUCAUCCGUGAAGCAGUUUUCUGUGUAGCAUCUCUGCACAUCAUCUGUAUAGAAGUUUAAUAUAUUGUGUA
This is a messenger RNA of Carassius auratus (goldfish), 2349 nucleotides long. Its product is annotated as serine/threonine-protein kinase pim-2-like. The record is from RefSeq and is a predicted model, not a curated record. The transcript is spliced from 9 exons. Gene Ontology annotation, cellular component: cytoplasm. NCBI's taxonomy places the organism in Eukaryota, Metazoa, Chordata, Actinopteri, Cypriniformes, Cyprinidae. Gene Ontology annotation, biological process: protein autophosphorylation; regulation of mitotic cell cycle; negative regulation of apoptotic process. Gene Ontology annotation, molecular function: ATP binding; protein serine/threonine kinase activity. Bases 141 to 1727 code for a protein of 528 amino acids.